UUAGUUUUAGGCUCUUAUUACUUUCUCACAAUUAUUUGUGUGACACAAUCGGUGGCAAAACAAUUGCCGCCAAAUGUCGUCAUAUUUAUGGCGGACGACAUGGGAUGGGCUGACGUGGGCUACCACUCCGACCACAUCCUGACCCCAAACAUCGACACAUUGGCCGCCGAUGGCGUCGUAUUAAACAAUUUCUACGUACAGCCCGCUUGCAACCCAAGUAGGGGUGCCCUACUCACCGGUAGACAUCCCAUACAUUUUGGCUUUCAACAUGGAGUACUAAUGCCUUUGAUGGCCACUGGUUUGCCCCUACACUUUAAAUUAUUACCACAAUAUCUGAAGCAGUAUAGUUAUGCCACACAUAUAGUGGGUAUGUUUAUCUAUAAGAAUAGCAAAUGGCAUUUAGGUUUUAUGAACCGUGAAUACACGCCAACAUACCGGGGCUUUGACUCGCACGUGGGUUAUUGGACUAACAGGCCAUUCUAUUUCAAUCAUACCAAUUGUGACCCAUAUGACCGGGUCAGUUGUGGCUAUGAUUUCCGACAUAACAUGGAUGUCGUCACAAACGCGUCGGGAGUUUAUUCAACACAUUAUUUCACCGACAGAUGCCUUCAUAUCAUCGAUGAGCACAACACAUCUGAGCCACUGUUCCUAUAUAUGCCAUACCAGGCCAUACACAUGUCGGCUGAUAAAUUCCCGGUGGAAGCGCCCCAACAGUACAUCGAUAUGUUUGCGUACAUCGAGUCCGAUAUGAGGCGAGGGUUGGCCGCCGCGGCCUACAGUAUGGACGAGUCGAUCGGUGCGGUUGUCGAGCGCCUACACUCGAGACAAAUGUUGGAAAACAGUAUUAUUAUAUUUAUGAGCGAUAAUGGGGGCACCACUGGCACUCAUUUCGGUAUAAGAGUUCCGGCGUUCAUAUGGAGUCCAUUGUUGAACAAAAGUGGUUACGUGUCGGACGCUAUGAUUCACGUGACAGACAUUUUGCCCACCAUUUUAGAUGCCGUCCAUAACAGCACCGGCAUAUUGAAUGAGCAAUUUAUUUACGGUAAAUCUCAAUGGAAUACACUAUCAAACAAUAAACUCCCGGUGCGAACGGAAAUCAUACAUAAUAUCAAUUACUUUACUAAUACGUCGGCCAUUCGGUGGUACGAUUGGAAACUUAUUCAGGAUAAAACAUUGGAAAGGUCGGGCCUAUGGGUGCGAACUCUGGGCUAUCAAAACAUGGGUCUAAACCGGGAAUCAUUACAAUCCUUACAGUCUAAGGAUCGCGUGAAUAGUAAGUCAUAUCAAGUGUUGUCAAAAAUGAAUAGACGACCCGAUUAUGAGGUGCUGAAGGAGUCGGUGGUUGAGUGCGAACCACAUGAACCUACACACCCGGCCAACAAUGACUGCACAACUGAGUUGUGUUUGUUUAACAUACGGGACGACCCGUGCGAAUACCAUAACCUGAUUGGGGAAACGGAUCCUCAGUUUGUGAAGUUCUUGUGGCAGAAAUUGAUUGCUUUUAACGAGACGUCUGUACCGCCGCUUACACUCCCCUUAAUGAGUUCAAUUGAUCCGCGCAGUGAUCCUAAGCUUUACAAUAAUACGUGGAUUAACUGGUUGGACAGGGAGAGGGAGGACAUGGGGGACAGUAUGGAUAUGACGAGAAGCGAAUUAUAG
Molecule: messenger RNA, 1659 nt
Organism: Oppiella nova
Lineage: Eukaryota; Metazoa; Arthropoda; Arachnida; Sarcoptiformes; Oppiidae
Source: the annotation of a GenBank genome assembly